AUGAUUUCUCGAGAUGCCUUCCCAUUGCCGCCGCCGGAGGUGCACGAGGUUCGCCUGCCGCCGGCGAGGACCGCCGUCCAGAAAUUCCGGCACCGCAUGUCGGAGAUUUUCUUCCCUGACGACCCACUCCACCGGUUCAAGGACCAGACGUGGUUCAGAAAGUUGGUUUUGGGUCUGCAGUUUUUCUUACCGAUUUUCGAGUGGGCCCCAAGUUACAGUCUCCGGCUGCUCAAAUCCGAUGUGGUCUCCGGUCUUACGAUUGCGAGUCUCGCCAUUCCACAAGUACGAUUGGGAUUUAUCAUAGAUUUCUUGUCAAAGGCGACUCUAGUUGGGUUCAUGGCUGGUGCAGCUAUUAUCGUCUCAUUGCAACAGCUAAAAGGGUUGCUCGGGAUUGUACACUUCACGAGCAAAAUGCAACUAAUUCCCGUAUUAUCUUCCGUAUUUCAUCAUAUGAAUGAGUGGUCCUGGCAAACCAUUGUGAUGGGAGUUGGUUUUCUGGUCUUGUUACUAGUAACAAGGCAGAUUAGCAUGCGAAAACCGAAGCUUUUCUGGAUUUCAGCAGCCGCACCACUGGCAUCGGUUGUUUUGUCAACCAUAUUAGUUGUCUGCCUUAAAUCCAAAGUCCCAGAUAUUAAAACUAUCGGUCACUUGCCUAAGGGUCUAAAUCCACCUUCUUCGAACAUGCUAUAUUUUCAUGGACCUCACCUAGCUCUAUCAAUCAAAACCGGCAUCAUAACCGGAAUACUCUCACUCACAGAAGGAAUUGCAGUUGGAAGAACGUUUGCAAGUCUAAAGAAUUAUCAAGUCGAUGGUAACAAAGAAAUGAUGGCCAUUGGCCUAAUGAACAUAGCCGGUUCUUGUUCUUCAUGUUAUGUCACCACAGGAUCAUUUUCACGGUCAGCCGUGAAUUACAAUGCUGGAGCACAAACUGUGGUCUCUAACAUAAUUAUGGCUUCGAGUGUCCUUAUUACGCUACUUUUUCUCAUGCCGCUGUUUUAUUACACUCCAAAUCUCAUAUUGGCAGCCAUAAUCAUAACAGCCGUGAUAGGCUUAAUCGACUAUGAGGCGGUUUAUAAGCUAUGGAAAGUCGAUAAGCUCGAUUUCUUGGCCUGCUUGUGUUCGUUUUUUGGCGUGCUCUUCAUCUCUGUACCUCUUGGCCUUGCUAUAGCUGUUGGAGUUUCUGUUUUCAAGAUUCUAUUACAUGUCACGAGGCCAAAUACCGUUGUUAUGGGGAAUAUUCCAGGGACAAAAAUAUACCAAAAUGUUAUCAGAUACAGAGAAGCUGUCAGGAUCCCGAAUGUUCUAAUAAUUGCAGUUGAGGCCCCGAUUUAUUUCGCGAAUUCUACUUACUUACAGGAAAGAAUAUUACGGUGGAUAAGAGAGGAGGAAGAGUGGCUAGCAUCAAACAACAGAGGCAGUUUAAAAUGUGUUAUACUAGACAUGACAGCCGUGACAGGAAUUGAUACAAGUGGUCUCGAUACCAUAAGUGAGCUCAGAAAGAAACUUGACAGACAAUCGCUCAAGCUUGUAUUGGCAAACCCAGUUGCAAGUGUUACAGAGAAACUGCACCAGUCGAAAAUCUUGGAGUCAUUCGGUUUAGAAGGAGUUUAUCUGACUGUUGGUGAGGCAGUGGAUGAUAUUUCAUCUUCUUGGAAAGCUCAACCAUGAUUAAAGAAAAUAUAGAAUAACAAAAAAAACAACGUUUAAGGAUAUAUGUAAUGUAAGGGCUAGGUUGAAGUUAGAGUUUUUUCUUGUUUCAUUGUUUGCCAUGAAUCGAAGGUAAACUUUGUCCGUAGUUAGUGCAGUUCAAGUGUGUGAACUCUUUCAAGUGGCCAAGAUUUUGUUGUAAUGUAAUUUCUCAUUGUAUUAUUAUGACGCUUUGUUACACGAUUUAGUGGAAUUCCCAUGCAGUAAAUGAUGCAGAGGAUCAUUGUUCUUUUAUAUGAAAAUUUUGACUUGGAUGAUAGGGGUAAAGUGACAAUUAAAUAUAGCAUUCUAUCGACACAAGUCGGCUCAUAAACUUGAACCAUAUAAGACACUAAUCUCUCUGAGGGUCUAUAAUUUAUUUUUACCAAUUAUAAAGUCAAACUAUCUCCAUAGAAUCUACUAUGAUGGCAACACAUAUGACUUAAAACGAAAAAGCUCCAAAUCGUUACCUAAUACAAUCUCAUGCUGUGCAUACUUCAGAGGCUAAUUAAUCUGGCUUGAAUGAGCAACCUAACUUUCAGCCAAACCAUAAAACUUGUGUUUGCUUCAGCUCAUUGCAGAAGACUGUCCAAGGUCUUGAAUUGCACCUGCUCUCCUUGUCAAUAUUGGAAUCAACGCAAAAGCCAUGAAAACAAUCACUCUCCUCGCGCGAAAGUUUUCGUUUUUCAGAUUUUCUCGCCGUGCAUAGGCCAUAGGCCCAUAGCUGUGCUGCAAUUUCUGUGAGUGCGUGCAUUUCUCAAGGAAAGUGGAGAUGGGGAAGAACACUGCGUGGCGGUUGUGAAGGAAGAGCGGGAAUAGCAAACAGGAGAGUGGCUAAAGCACGAACUCAUUUUUUGCUCCUUUCUGAUCUUUUACAUUUCUCUUUAUUUUUCUUGAAUUUUGAGGGGUCGAAGCUGAAAAGUGAAAAGCCACUGCUGCUCUUCUGGUUCCUCCGUUGUUU
Molecule: messenger RNA, 2647 nt
Organism: Striga asiatica
Lineage: Eukaryota; Viridiplantae; Streptophyta; Magnoliopsida; Lamiales; Orobanchaceae
Source: the annotation of a GenBank genome assembly